Emericellopsis atlantica is the source of this 897-nucleotide messenger RNA. RefSeq names its product nuclear pore complex assembly-domain-containing protein. The record is from RefSeq and is a predicted model, not a curated record. Bases 1 to 897 code for a protein of 298 amino acids. The transcript has 2 exons. NCBI's taxonomy places the organism in Eukaryota, Fungi, Ascomycota, Sordariomycetes, Hypocreales, Bionectriaceae.
AUGUUCGACUACACAGACUUUCAGCAGGUCUUCCCUGCUGGCAGUGCGCUGCCUUACGAUCGCGAGCUCCUGAGCGAGAUUGAAGGAUCGCGCAAAGCUUUCGAUGGGCUACUCUUCAUCGACCGCGUGAUCAAGGCGCUCGGAUUCUCCAAGGGCAAAUCUUACCCGCCCAAGACAGACAAUGCGCUCCGCCAGCUUCACCAUCAGAUCUGCGAAGCCUCCAUGGCGCUGCACUACAAGCUCUCCCUUCUCUACUACAUUCUCCUCGAUUUCGACAAAACAAGUACGCGCGCCGUCGUCUCGGAAGACUUUGCGAACAACUCUGGUCUGCCCAAGAGCUACCAGAUCCUGAUGAAAGGCCUGUGGCAGCUGGACCAGCAGGAGUUUGAGGAUGCGCUGGAAUACAUUGCAUAUCCGUCCCUGAUCCCCGAUUUCGCCGACGACAUCAUCACCGCCCUCGUUCGCAACGGCGAAGAACAGCUUGCAUUGUCGUACUACUACACCGUGCAGCCGAUCUUGAGCACGUCGACGGCACUGGAGCUGCUGUUCGAAGCAAUGGCUCGCAACGACGCCACCGAGGCACUCUUCUUCUCGCGUACCCAACCCGAGUACAUCCGGGAGACACUUUUCCAGCGCCUCAUCUCGCUAGCUCUCGGCGACAACCAGAACGCCGGGGUGGAAGAUGCUGCGUUUCUGCCAUUCACGGCAGAGGAAGAGGCGUGGUUUGAAGAAUACUUGCGGCACGGAGACGGCAAGAAUAUCAAAAAGUCAAAGGACACACUCCUUGUGCGCAAGAUUGCAGACAACAGAUUUGAUGAGAUCAAGGAAAUGCGAGGCAACUCGGGGUCCUGGGGACCAAUCUUUGAGGGGAUUCGGCAGGGAACAGAUGGCCAGUAA